ACGCUGGAUAUGUAGUUCGUUUCCUUUCCCCCAGCAGGAAAGUGGUGGACAGAAAGUACAGUGAACUAUUGACUUACUGUAUGUACACAACUUUAUCAGUAAACUAAAGGGCUGUGGUUUCCUAAUCUCCAAACAGUUGACGGGCAGAUGCAGAAGCUUCAUGCGCAGAUUAAUGGCAACGGCUUCCAGGCGAGAUGUGCGCGCACACACACCGUAGACUGUUUGACCAAAAUUGACAGUUUGUGGAUGAAAUGCGCUGACUACUCUUUUUAGAAGUUCUCAUUUUUUUGCUCUGGAUGGAAUGAAGGUUGGGUAGGAGAAAGAACGAGAGAGAAAUAAUGAACGUUUGGUAAGAGAGAAGGGUCGCCCAAAGGAUACAUUGCAUGCCUCUGAUAUAAGGACAUGUAUGGAAUAGAACAAUUGCAAGAAAGGAAGACCAUUUCGGAAUAUUUUUGUGCAUGCACAUUUUGAAUAAAAGAGGGAGAAGUUCCUCUUAUUUUCUGUCUUCAUAAAUUCAUUAAUAUUGUUUUCUCCUGCUACUAAGAUUUUGACAACCAUUCACCUUUGACAUACAGGCAACUUCAGGUAACGGAAAAAAGAGCUGCUGAAAAGUGGACCCAUAUGAAAUAGAAAACUGAAAAAAGAGGACACUGACUUUUGUAAUAUUAUUUUCACAUAGGAUAUUACAUUCUAUGUGAACAACUAAGUUGUAGCCUAUAUAUUUUUCUAUAUCAAGCCAUAACCCAACCAUGCAGCAGGAACGCUUGCUGAAGGUUCUAGUCAUCGGUGACCUGGGGGUCGGGAAGACGUCCAUAAUAAAGCGUUAUGUCCAUCAGAUAUUCGCCCAACAUUACAGAGCCACCGUCGGAGUCGACUUCGCCCUCAAACUCCUCAAUUGGGAUCACAAGACGGUCGUGCGACUGCAGCUGUGGGACAUCGCAGGCCAGGAGCGCUAUGGCAACAUGACACGGGUUUACUACCGCGAGGCUGUAGGAGCGUUGGUGAUCUUUGACAUGACGCGGGCCUCUACCUUCCAGGCUGUCCUCAAGUGGAAGGGAGACCUCGACUCCAAGGUUGCUCUGGGUAACGGGAGGCCAGUUCCGGCCGUCUUAUUGGGUAAUAAAUGUGACCAGCUGAGUACGGGUCUCUGUUCCAAACUGCCCAAACUGGAGAACUUCACUAGAGACCACGGCUUUGUAGGGUGGUACGAGACCUCCGCCAAGGACAACAUCAACAUCGACGCGGCCAUCAUGUGUUUGGUAGAGAGCAUCAUGGCUGUAGAAGAGGAGAGGCCGCCAGCUGGAGAUCCUAGAGACCCUAGCGUCCUGGUCUCACCACGCUUUGACUAUAAUAGGACAGGGAUGGCUGGGCUGCCUGGGUGCGAUGGGUGUAAAAAGCGACCUCUGCCUGGCCGAAGGGAGAUGGGGGAUAUUUGAGGGAUGAGAGAUGGGGGGGGAGUGGAGGAGAGAGGAUUGCGAGCUUUCUAGUUGUGAUGGGUAUAAUAAGUUAACUUUGCCGGGCCAGAGGGACAUGGGCGAUAUCUGAAGGGGGGAUUGAGGGAGAGAGAAGGACAGUGGCUUUUGACUCCAACGAACUCUCUAUGCUAGGAUGGAAGGGGACCGAGGGGGAGAGAUGAAGGAAGAGAUGGGAAGGAGUAGGGGGAUAGAGAGACACGCAGAGAGAGAGGGGGAUGGGAAAUAUAGUGUGUGUAAAAGAGAGAGCGAUAGUAGCAUGAAGCAGUAGAUAUGGAUGGACUGCUACAAAGGGUCAUGUGAACUGAGCUAAGCCUGGAUGACAUGAGAGAUCUAAUCACAUCACAGUGGAGGACAGAAGCAUCCACAUUGGCAAGGAAACAGCUGUGAUGUUAUCAAUAGCGUUGCUAUUGCAACACACUCAUCACGAAGGCUGCUUUUGUAAAUCCACUCUGGCCAUCUAUUCCGAUUUCAGAGCACUCUCAUCUGAGUGUGUCAGAGCGGCAGAACAACUGAUGAAUUUACAAACUUUCAACACCCGCUGAAUAAGACCGGUGUCAAUAAACGUCUGCAAGAAAACGUCAUUCAAUUGUUGCCAGGAGCACAGUUACAGUCACUAAUGCUCUAGAUAACACGAAAACAGCCCCUGCUAGGGUGAGUAAAAUGGCCAGUGAGGUGUUCUCUCAUAUGUGUCUAGAAGUAGUUAGUGAGCUAGCCAACUUUAGUCAGUUAGCUUGGGUGCUUGUUGCGAGGGUCAGAACACUCGGAUCAACCCUUGUCCACGGGCCAGAGCGUCCAGUUAGUGCUCUGAACACUCCGAGAGCAAAAACGCUCUGAUUUUACAAUCUGACAAUGCUCUGAAUUUACAAACGACCCAGAGUGUACUAUGACACACUGGAGGCAAUUUAUGAACACACCCAUAGUGAAAAAGAGACAGUGUCGUUCUAUACCAAAAUAAUGUGUGUAAUAUUUUGAAGCAAAUAUCAUUUUAAGGGAGUAUGUUAGGCACGUACGUUCUCUUCGCCUGGCUGAGUUCUGCUAGGAGCAAACCAACCUAGCAUGUGGACGCUUUUAGUCUGUGAUAAUGAAACCGGGAGGCUGAAAGGUGUAAGUUAGUCUGUGUCUCAAAUUGCACCCUAUUUAGUAGUAAUUAUGGGGAUUCUUUGAAAUACAGUUACACAUCACAAUACUAUUUUGGACGAUAUUGUAUCGAUACUUUAAUUGGCUCCAAGUAUGGAUAUUUUAUUUAUUUUUACUAGCUAACUUUAGCUAACGUUAGUCAGCUGUACCUGCACCAAAAUUACGGUAUUUUUAUUCUAUAGAAUUUUCUCCAUCUACUUUUUAAAUAGUGAGACACCAUGUUUUCAGCACUUUUACUUCCGUGACUGAUCAAAACAAAUGUUAGUAUGCUCUCUCUUGCAUUUCUGCAGCAGACAUAUGUUUAAAACAUCAAAUUGCAAUAGAAUCACAGUAUUGAGUCGCAAUACAUAUAGAAUAGUGAGAAUCGCAAUAAUAUCAUAUUGUGAGGUCCCUGGCAAUUCCCAGCCCUAUUCAGUAGUGCAGUAUGUAGGGAAUGGGGUGCCAUUUGAGACAACCUUAGUUAGCACAUAUGCCUUCAGAAAGUAUUCACACUCCUUGACUUUUUGCACAUUUUGUUGUGUUACAGCCUGAAUUUAAAAUGUAUCAAAUUUAGAUUUUGUGUCACUGGAUAACACCCCAUAAUGUCAAAGUGGAAUACAUUUUUAAAUAUUUUUUUUACAAUUAAUAAACAUGAAAAGCUGAAAUGUCUUAUGUUAAUAAGUCUUCAACCCCUUUGUUAUGGCAAGCCUGAAAAGUUCAGGAGUAAAAAUGUGCUUAACAAGUCACAUAAUAAUUUUGAUGGACUUGCUCUGUGUGCAAUAAUAGUGUUUAUUAACAUGAUUUCUUUAUGAAUACUUCAUCUCUGUACCCCACACGUACAAUUAUUUGUAAGGUCCCUCAGUUGAGCAGUGAAUUUCAAACACAGAUUCAACCACAAAGACCAGGAAGGUUUUCCAAUGCCUCGCAAAGAAGGGCACCUAUUGGUUGAUGGGUAAAAAUAAAGAAAGCAGAUAUUGAAUAUCCCUUUGAGCAUGGUGAAGUUAUUAAUUACACUUUGGAUGGUGUAUCAGUACACCCAGUCACUACAGAUACAGGCGUCUUUCCUAAGUCUGUUGCCGGAGAGGAAGGAAACCACUCGGGGAUUUUACCAUGAGGUCAAUGGUGACUUUAAAACAGUCACAGUGUUGAAUGGCUGUGAUAAGAGAAAACUGAAGAUGGAUCAACAACAGUGUAGUUACUCCACAAUACUAACCUAAAUGAGAGUGAAAAGAUGGAAGCCUGUACAGAAUAAAAAAUUACAAAACAUGCAUCCUGUUUGUGAUAAGGCACUAAAGUAAAACUGCAAAAAAUGUUCACUUUAUGUCCUGAAUACAUAAAAAAAAAUAUUAUGUUUUGGGAAAAUCCAACACAACUUAUCACUGAGUACAGCUUUUCAUAUUUUCAAGCAUGGUGGUGGCUGCAUCAUGUUAUGGGUAUGCUUGUCAUCGGCAAGGACUAGGGAGUUUUAAGGAUGAAAAGAAACGGAAUAGAGCUAUGCACAGGCAAAAUCCUAGAGGAAAACCUGGUUCAGUCUGUUUUCCCUGUUUUUUACCUUUCAGCAGGACAAUAACCUAAAACACAAGGCCAAAUAUACCCUGGAGUUGCUUACCAAGACGACAUUGAAUGUUAGAGCUUUGGCUUAAAUCGGCUUGAAAAUCUGUGGCAAGACAUGAAAAUGGCUGUCUAGAAAUGAUCAACAACUAACUUGACAGAGCUUGAAGAAUUUUUAAAAGAAUAGCGUGCAAAUAUUGUACAACCCAGGUGUGAAAAGCUCUUAGAGACUUACCCAGAAAUACUUGUAAUCAUAGCCAAAGGUGAUUCUAUCGACUGACUCGUGUGUGAAUACUUAUGUAAUUGAGAUAUUUAUAUAUUUAAUUUUCAAUAAAUUUGCUGCAAUUUCUGAAAAUAUGUUUUCAAUUUGUCAUUAUGGGGUAAUGUUUGUAGAUAGGUUAGAAAAAAUAAUCAAUUUGUAAUGAACACGAGGGGAGACAGAGAGCUGUUUUUAAGCGCAGGGCGCAGCAGGUGUUUAUUGCAAAUGACCACAGGAGGAGGCUCUAAACUUCCUCUAUUGAGAUGAGAGAACCUUCCAGAAGGACAGCCAUCUCUGCAGCACUCCACCAAUCAGGCCUUCAUGGUAGAGGGGCCACUCGGAAGCCACUCCUCAAUAAAAGGCACAUGACAGCCCUCUUGGAGUUUGCCUAAAGACACCUAAAGACUCUCUGGUCUGAUGAAACCAAGAUUGAACUCUUAUGCCUGAAUGCCAAGCAUCACAUCUGGAGAAACCUGGCACCUUCCUUAUGAUGAAGCAUGGUGGUGGCAGUGUCAUGCUGUGAAGAUGAUUUUCAUUGGCAGGGACUGGGAGACUAGUCAGGAUUGAGGCAAAGAUGAACGGAGCAAAGUACAGCGAGAUCUUUGAUGAGAGCCUGUUCAAGAGCAGUCAGGACCUCAGACUGGGGUGAAGGUUCACCUUCCAACAGGACAAUGACCCCAAGCACACAGCCAAGACAAUGCAGGAGUGGCUUCGGGACAAGUCUCUGAAUGUCCUUGAGUUGCCCAGCCAGAGCCCGAUCGAACAUCUUUGGAUAGACCUGAAAAUAGCUGUGCAUCAACAAUCCCCAUCCAACCUUUUAUUUAUUUAUUUUUAUGUAACCUUUAUUUAAAUAGGCAAGUCAGUUAAGCAUAUAUUCUUAUUUAUUCUAACCAGGGUGUCUCUAGUGAUGCCUCUAGCACCGAGAUGCAGUGCCUUAGACCAUUGCGCCUCUCGGGAGCCCAAGAAAGAACCUGACAGAGCUUGAGAGGCUCUGCAGAGAAGAAUGAGAGAAACUUCCCAAAUAUAGGUGUGUAGCGUCAUACCCAAGAAGACUCAAGGCUGUAAUCACUGCCAAAGGUGCUUCAACAAAGUACUGAGUAAAGGGUCUGAAUACUUAUGUAAAUGUGAUAUUUCAGUUUUUUAUUUUUAAUAAAUUAGCAGGAGAUAAUAAAAACCUGAUUUUGCUCUGUCAUUAUGGGGUAUUGUGUAUAGCUUGAUGAGGGGUGUUGGGGAUUAAUCAGAAUAGCUGGGUAACAUAGAUAAGAUGUUUUAUUUUCAUUAUAUGCUUGUGAGUUACUUCUCAUUUAGAAUGUAUCUUGUUGUACUAUAGUGGGGGCCAUUUGCAGUUAUCCUUUCUCUGUCCUGGGUUCAGUUACUUGGGCCGCAGAGAGGGGAGAGGUCAAGCUUGUCUUCAUAUGUAAACACAUCUUUUAAACCAUGUGAAGGGAUGAUUGAGGGGGAACCAAUUAUCUCUUGGCUCCACAAUGUCUGUGUGCCAAUCACUGUGAUCUUGUCCAGGAGGGGUGUAUUUGAUAUAUGGUAGUUUUUGGUCCUGAGUGGUACCAAGAGCGAAAUAAGAACAUAGUUUAGGAGACAAAGCUGAAAGAUAAUUUAUAGCCAAUGCUGUCUGGCUAUGUGUGUCUUUGCUAUAAAGGAUCUCAGUUGCAAUGUGUAAGCACUCUCAGAGAAUUCAUUUAUAGACA
Molecule: messenger RNA, 6104 nt
Organism: Oncorhynchus keta (chum salmon)
Lineage: Eukaryota; Metazoa; Chordata; Actinopteri; Salmoniformes; Salmonidae
Product: ras-related protein Rab-38
Exons: 4
Coding region: 750-1436 (228 amino acids)
Biological process (GO): vesicle-mediated transport
Cellular component (GO): trans-Golgi network; Golgi apparatus; vesicle
Molecular function (GO): GTPase activity; GTP binding
Source: RefSeq, a predicted model, not a curated record